AUGGCAGCGCACAGCACAACAUCUGGCAACUCUGCCUCGUCAGGUGAUGAUUUGAAGCUCAAGAACCGCCUGAGCGAGAGCCGGAGUCCAUAUGUUCGGGGACACAUGAACAACCCGGUGGCGUGGCAGAUGUGGGGACCAGAAGCAAUCGAGUUGGCGAAAAAGUCAAACAGAUUGAUUUUCAUCAGUAUAGGAUAUGCAGCAUGCCAUUGGUGUCAUGUCAUGGAGCGCGAAUCGUUUGAAAAUGACGAGGUUGCGAAGCUGCUCAACGAGAACUUUAUACCGAUAAAGAUCGAUCGCGAGGAGCGCCCAGACGUCGACCGCAUAUAUAUGAACUACGUCCAGGCUACAACAGGCUCAGGAGGAUGGCCACUGAACGCCUUCAUCACGCCAGAUCUCGAGCCGAUAUUUGGUGGGACCUACUGGCCUGGUCCAGGGUCAACAAUGGCCAUGGGAGAGCACAUUGGUUUUGUUGGCAUACUGGAGAAGAUAAGAGAUGUGUGGAGAGACCAGCGACAGAGGUGUCUGGAGUCGGCAAAGGAAAUCACAGCACAGCUGCGAGAUUUUGCCGAGGAUGGAAACAUUAGCAGGAAAGACGGCGCAGCUCCUGAGGGCCUUGAUUUGGACACACUUGACGAAGCAUACGAGCACUUCAAGAAGAGGUACGACAAGGCCCAUGCAGGCUUCGGCGGCGCGCCCAAGUUCCCCACCCCUUCAAACCUUCGAUUCCUCCUAAAGCUGUCGCAAUACCCGAGUGCCGUCAGAGAGGUGCUCAGUGCCAAAGACUGCACACAUGCAAAGGACAUGGCAUUGGCGACACUGGACGCGAUGAACAAGGGUGGUAUACAUGAUCAGAUAGGAAACGGCUUUGCGCGGUACUCAGUCACCAAGGACUGGAGUUUACCGCAUUUUGAAAAGAUGCUCUACGACCAGGCGCAACUACUUCCAGUAUACCUAGACGCCUACCUGAUGACGAGAAGCCCUGAGCAUCUCUCGGCCGUCCACGAUAUUGCGACAUAUCUCACAAGUCCGCCCAUGCAGGCCGAGAGCGGUGGCUUCUUCUCGUCUGAAGAUGCCGACUCGCUAUAUCGACCGAACGACAAGGAGAAGCGAGAGGGUGCCUUUUACGUAUGGACCUUGAAGGAGUUCCAGCAGAUACUUGGCGAUCGCGACGCUGAGAUUCUGGCACGGUACUACAAUGUCCAGGACGAGGGUAACGUUGCUCCGGAACACGACGCACACGACGAGCUCAUCAACCAAAACGUACUAGCCGUCACCACGACAAAGCCAGACCUGGCACAACAAUUCGGCCUAUCCGAGGACGAGGUCAACAAGAUCCUAGAGGAGGGCCGCCAGAAGCUGCUUGACCACCGUAACAAGGAGCGUCCACGACCAGGUCUCGACGACAAAAUCGUAGUCUCCUGGAACGGCCUUGCCAUUGGCGCUCUCGCCCGCACAUCCGCUGCACUCUCCUCCCAAGACCCCACACGGUCGCAGAAGUACCUCGCCGCAGCGGAAAAAGCCGCCACCUUCCUCCGCGCACACCUCUACAACUCCACCUCCAAAACUCUCAUCCGCGUCUACCGCGAAGGCCCCGGCGACGCCCCAGGCUUUGCAGAUGACUACGCCUACCUCAUUUCGGGCCUCAUUGACCUCUACGAAGCCACCUUCAACGACACAUACCUCCAAUGGGCCGACGACCUCCAACAAACCCAACUCGCAAUGUUCUGGGAUAAACAACACCUGGGUUUCUUUUCCACGCCCGAAGACCAAAAGGACCUCAUCAUGCGCCUCAAAGACGGCAUGGACAACGCUGAACCAGGCACAAAUGGCGUUUCGGCACAGAAUCUGGAUCGUCUGGGCGCUUUACUUGAACACGAGGAUUACACAAAGAAAGCUCGUGAUACGGCGUCUGCUUUCGAGGCCGAAAUCAUGCAACACCCCUUCCUCUUCCCUACUAUGAUGGAUGCAGUCGUCGUCGGUAAAUUGGGUAUCUCGCACUCUGUCAUCACGGGCGAAGGCAAGAAAGUAGACGAGUGGCUGCAGAGAUACAGGAAUCGGCCUGCUGGGUUGGGCACGGUAAGUAAGCUGGGUAAAGGCGUGGGUGAGUGGCUCAAGUCGAGGAACCCGCUCGUCAAGAGUAUGAACGCAGAUAAAGAGGGCGUCAUGGUGUGUGAGAAUGGCGCAUGUAGGGAGGCGCUGACCAUGGAUAUGGGAAGUGUGAGCGACGCUGUGCCACAGAUUUGA
Pyrenophora tritici-repentis Pt-1C-BFP is the source of this 2247-nucleotide messenger RNA. RefSeq names its product DUF255 domain-containing protein. The record is from RefSeq and is a predicted model, not a curated record. NCBI's taxonomy places the organism in Eukaryota, Fungi, Ascomycota, Dothideomycetes, Pleosporales, Pleosporaceae. Gene Ontology annotation, biological process: carbohydrate metabolic process.